Molecule: messenger RNA, 1677 nt
Organism: Orbicella faveolata
Lineage: Eukaryota; Metazoa; Cnidaria; Anthozoa; Scleractinia; Merulinidae
Source: RefSeq, a predicted model, not a curated record
CGAUGAGGUCACCUUUUUACCUGCGGAAGCGCCAGCCAUUGGCUCUUGGUGUGUCAAAACAAGUAAAUAAAACAAGAAAUGGACGUUGCACGUUGCCCUGUCCUUGUUCUAACCUUUAAAAUUUGACUUGACGACUUUUUACCGUGCUAAAAUCCGAUUACAGACAUAAGACAAUAGAAGUCCUAAGGGAUGUCCGAACGAGUGGGCACAUGUAUUCGUUCCCAGGACUACUCUCCAGCUUUUCUCGAGUGAACAUGUCGACAUCCAUGCGGGUUACUUAACAGUAACAGCAAUCUCAACGAUGGAAACUUUUCGAACUAGAACUUUGUCAUCCGGCGAUGAUAUCUCUGAAAUUGUGAGUGGUAUGGAGCUACACGAAAGGCUUCCUGAACACACAAAUCGGGAGUUCCAUGGCAAUGCCCGCAACAAUUUCUGGAGCGGUUUCUCCAUAAAUAAUUUUCCGACGGCUGAGGACAGCGAUGAACAUUCAGUUGCUAAAAAGACACCCAAAGAACACAGCUAUAUUUACACGUUUUUAUCAACGUUACUGUUUGUGGUUGUAUUAAUUGUGGAGAACAUAUUUCACUACAAACUCUUUGAAAACACUCACGCGUCGAUUUCUUUCUACUGGUUGGAAAGCGGUGUCAUUGUGCUGUUCUUUAGAUUUUGGGGAAGGAAGCGAAUAAGGAGUUUCAGGAGUGAAGCAAGUCAUUUUUGUCCCAUGCUUUGCCUACAUGUGGUGGUUGUAACUUUUUUUGCAUUGGAUUUUAACAAUUCAGGCUUUGGAAUAUCAGCAGGAUCUGAUUCCUAUUUGGUUUCUUUAGCCCUGUCAGUUCCUCUAGUUCUCCUGGCGUCUUGGGUAACCAAUCGACAUAGUUAUCCAGACAAAAUUAUUGUAUUUGUGACCAUUUCAAGUUCACUUCUCAUGGUUCUUUUCUGCACGCUUGAGGACUCCUUUGCUGAUUAUAAGGUGUCAUUUACUGAUGGACUGUUUGCUUGCAUAAUGAGUGCUUCACUGGCUUUUUUUACUGUUCACGCAAAAAGAUAUUUGCCAAAGGCCACACGUGCAGAGCUACUUUAUCUGUUAAAUUUCACCUGCGUUGUGAGCCUCCCGUUUGUUGUCUUGUGUUUUGGUGAGUUACCUGCACUUGAAGCUCAACUGUUGAACAGAACACUGGAGCUGAUCAUUAGUUUGUUCAUUAUGGCUCUUCUUCGUUUGGCCAGCCAGGCAGCUUGCCUCUAUCAACUCAAAUUUUCUUCCCCUCUUCUCAACGUUGGAGCGCGAGGCUUUUCCUGGAUCUGGGUCACCCUGGCUAUUACCUUUCUGAGUCCUGCUGACACUGGUGAACUUGUGAUGCCGGUGUUUGCUGCGUUUUGGAUAUACGGGGUAUUUUCGUUUUUACCCGUUCUGUGUUCUGAUCUUCACUUUAUAUGAGCAGAAGGAUGUGGUGUUAGCUACUAACUUAACUUUAAGCAAUAGAUUAAUAUUAUUGUAACUAUUGUCAAGAGUAAUUGGACCGAGUGGAGUGAAAUUCAGGGAGUAAUCGCACAAGUAAUUUCAAAAUCUUGCAAGCGCGCGGAGGCGAUUUGAAAUUAAGAACACCAUUACUCCCUGAAUUGUACGACAGGAGGUCCAAUUACUAAUUAAUCGUACCAAUAACAAAUUUCGAUGUUAAA